This is a messenger RNA of Ostrea edulis (European flat oyster), 1407 nucleotides long. RefSeq lists its product as uncharacterized. The record is from RefSeq and is a predicted model, not a curated record. Lineage: Eukaryota; Metazoa; Mollusca; Bivalvia; Ostreida; Ostreidae. The coding region runs from base 1 to 1407 and encodes 468 amino acids. The transcript has a single exon.
AUGUACUCACUAGUGAAGUCAAUUUCUGUGAUUGAUAGAGGGAUAUCAAACCAUUAUGCUGUUACAUGCCAACUCCAUGCCUGUCCAUUACACCUGACAAACAAAACUCGGCUAGCUAGGCAAUUGAAGCUCUUCCCAUUGGAAAUAUUGGUACAGCAGCUAGGAGAAUCGCUGUCUUCCAUCCAAGAAGGGAGCAAUGUCAACGAUCUGCUGUCAGAUUUCGAUUCCAAAGCAAAAGAGGUUCUGGACAACAUAGCACCCCUUCGAACCAUCUCCAUCAAAGGUGACUCCCUCAAACCGUGGUACAAUGACACAACCCAUGAAGCCAGGCAACGGAGAAGACAGUUGGAGCGCAAUGCCAUGAGCUCCGGCCUGGAAGUGCAUACACAGAUGCUUGCGGAGCAGACCCGAGCUGUGGUGCAUAUGAUCAGCUCCUCCAAGCCCAGCUAUUAUCAAGAAAAGCUCACCACAGCGGACAGUAAAGAGACUUUCAGAGUUAUUAGCAGUCUGGUGAAUUAUAAUGCAGGGACUCCCUUACCACCGGCUACCGGUGACCAGACCCGUGCCGACGAUUUUGUGCAAUUCUUUUACAGCAAAGUUCAAAAGAUCAAACAGGGUAUCGAUGUCUCAGAUCUCCAUGACAAUACAGCUUCUCCAAACCUGGACAGACCAGUGCAUGAUCUUGGUUCCUUCAAGAUCCAGACGCAGAAAGUAGUGGACAAGGUCAUCAGGAGCUGUGCUAAUAAGACCUGCUCACUGGAUGCCAUCCCCACCGCGCUCUUGAAGAAUAGCACUGUUCUCUCUAUGAUGCUACUGACCAUAACUGAGCUGGAGAAUAUAUCACUUUCAACCGGGGUCUUUCCAAAUGAGCUGAAACGUGCACUUGUUACACCACGUCUGAAAAAGUUUAGACUUGAUAUGAGAACUUUUAGUAACUGUAGACCAGACUCAAAUAUUCCAUUCAUCAACAAGGUAAUCGAGCGUGUUGUUGCACAGCAGCUUAAUAGCGAUCUCACCAGGAAUGGUCUACAUGAUGAUCUGCAGUCAGCUUAUAAGACCGGUACCAGCAUUGAGACAGCCAUCUUGCGAAUAAAAAUAGUAGUAGAAGCAGUACUGGAUGAAGGUGACGCUAUGCUCCUGGUCCUUCUUGACCUAAGUGCGGCAUUUGAUACCAUCGAUCAUACCCUCUUGCUGGAGAUACUACGUGAGGAAGUUGGAUUGACGGACACAGCACUCCGUUGGGUACAGUCUUACCUGAGUGGCCGCAUCCAAGCAGUGAAGAUCAACAGCAGUGUGUCCUCAGAUGUGCCACUAUCCACCGGAGAGUCCCAAGGGUCUGUUUCGGUCCCCUUCUCUUUCUGGUGUACAUUCUCCCACUCAGGAGAGUUAUCAACCAGAAUGACAUAA